Spathaspora passalidarum NRRL Y-27907 is the source of this 2493-nucleotide messenger RNA. RefSeq lists its product as uncharacterized. Gene Ontology annotation, biological process: carbohydrate metabolic process; glycoprotein catabolic process. NCBI's taxonomy places the organism in Eukaryota, Fungi, Ascomycota, Pichiomycetes, Serinales, Debaryomycetaceae. The transcript has a single exon. Gene Ontology annotation, molecular function: beta-mannosidase activity. Bases 1 to 2493 code for a protein of 830 amino acids. The record is from RefSeq and is a predicted model, not a curated record.
AUGCACACUUCAACCUUAACCAAUUGGCAAUAUCGCCAAUCAGGCAAAUCUGAAUGGAAGAACUCCCGCCCGGGUGCAACCACCGAAAUCCACCCCGAUUUAUUAUACAAUAAUGAAAUCUCUGAUCCGUUUAUUGACAUGAAUGAAAAGCAAGUUCAAUGGAUUGGUGAAACCAACUGGGAGUAUCGUACAACAUUCAAAGCAUCUUCUGCUAGUUUCAAAAACAAUGUAUUGGUAUUUGAAGGAUUGGACACUUUUGCCAAGGUUUACCUUAACAACACCCCCAUUUUAACCACCGAGAACAUGUUUCGAGAAUAUCGUGUUGACAUAACCCAAUACCUCAAGCCAGACAACGAAUUAUUGAUUGAAUUUGAAAGUGGAAUUGUCAAAGCCAGACAAUUGGAAAAGGAAGCAGGAUUAGGUAAGCUUGCUAGUUUCAAUGGUGGUUCUGAAAGACUCCAUGCUCGUAAAGCUCAAUACCAUUAUGGUUGGGAUUGGGGGCCAGUUUUGAUUACGUGUGGGCCAUACAAGCCAGUUAAGUUUAUUAGCUAUGACACUUUGAUUAAAGAUGUGUAUGUCAAGGUUGAUGUUGAUAACCUUACUGUUGCCAAGAUAGAUAUUCAGACUGAGCUUGAAACCGAUGCCCCUACAAAACUUGAUUAUAUAAUUUUGGAUCCGGAAGGGGCUGUAAUUGAAGAGUUUACUCAAGACGUUUCUGAAUCAGCCACUGUUUCCAAGAAAGUCACGAUCAACAAUCCCCAGUUGUGGUAUCCAUUUAGCCAUGGUGAGCAACCACUUUACACCGUACAAGUGUCAACCACUUCCCAAACAAUAACUAAACGUAUUGGUAUCCGAAAAGUUGAACUUAUUCAAGAACUGUUGAUUGAUCAGUCUGGUAGUAGUUUCUACUUCAAAAUCAACAAUGUUCCAGUCUACUCUACUGGUUCCAAUUGGAUUCCUGCCCAUUCCUUCCAAACGUCAUUAACUGCAAAGGACUAUAGUGAAUGGUUACAACUCGCAGUCAAUGGUCAUCAAAACAUGAUUAGAAUCUGGGGUGGUGGAUACUACGAACAAGACAUUUUCUACGAGGAAUGUGAUAGAUUGGGUAUCAUGGUCUGGCAAGAUUUCAUGUUUGCCUGUGGUCAAUACCCUGGUGAUGCCAAGUUCAUAGCCAACGUUGCUGCAGAAGCAGAGCAUCAAUUGAAGAGAUUAAGAAACCAUUGUUGUUUGACUAUUUAUGCUGGUAAUAAUGAAGAUUAUCAAGUUGCCGAGCAAUGUGGAUUGGAAUGGGAUCCACUGGACUUGUCAGGGGAUUAUUCACACACUACAUUCCCUGCAAGAACAAUUUAUGAAAAUACUUUGCCCAAAUUGGUACAAAAGCUACAAUCUGAUGUUCCUUAUCAUCCAGGUUCCCCCUGGGGUGGUGAUGGGACUGCUGAUCCUACAAUUGGGGAUAUGCAUCAAUGGAAUGUGUGGCAUGGUAGUCAAGAAAAGUACCAGAAUUGGUAUAAACUUGGAGGUAGGUUUGUUUCAGAAUUUGGAAUGGAAGCAUUGCCCAACAGAAAGACCUACGAGCAAUGCAUUACCGAUUCUACUGAGCUUUAUCCACAAAGUGAAACCGUAGACCAUCAUAACAAGGCCGAUGGAUUUGAACGUCGUCUUGCUUUGUACGUCAUUGAAAAUAUCAAGGUUCAAGGUCUUGAUUUCGAUUCUUGGAUUUAUGCUACUCAAUUAAUGCAAGCAGAAUGCUUGGGGUAUGCUUAUAGAUGUUGGAGACGUGAAUGGAGGGGUGAUGGCAAGAGAUACAAUGGUGGUACUAUUGUGUGGCAGAUUAAUGAUUGUUGGCCUGUGGCUUCUUGGUCUCUUGUCGAUUUCUAUAGACGCCCUAAAUUAGCUUACUAUUCCGUUAAACGUGAAAGUAAACCUGUCGGUGUGGGGAUUUAUAGAUACGAGAAACGAGAUGGAGAGAUUGUCGAAGAUGCCAAGUUUGGUGCAGCUUUUGAUUAUAGACCAAAGACAUUUUCUGUGGACAUUUGGGGUGUUAAUGCUAAUACUGAAGACCUCCCAGCUACUCUCAAAGUUGACAUUUAUGAAGUUGCAACUGGAGAAAAGUUGAAAUCGUUACCUGACCAGGAAGUAGUUCUUACUGGUAAUCUGACUACUGAAGUUAUCAAGGAUUUAGAUAUUCCAAGUGAUAAACAUGUUGUUGUUCAUGGAUAUUUUGUGUCGAAAGGAGAAGUCAUCGCCAGUGCUGGUGAUUGGCCGCAACCAUUAAAGUAUUUGAAAUUCAAUGAUAGAAAAGUUGAUUUUAAAGUUGAGGAUGGGUCUGUCAGUUUGAGUUCAGACAAACCAAUUAAAGGUGUUGAAAUUCUUGUUGAUCGAGAUGUGUUUUUGCAAGAUAAUGGGUUUGAUUUGUUUCCAGGACAAGUACAUAAAGUUGAAGCUCCACAGCUUAAGAAGAGUGAUAAGGUUGGCGUUAGAUACUAUAAAUAG